AUGGACGAAGAAUUAAUACAAAAACAGCAAAAAUACGAAGAUGAUCCGUUCAAUAGUAACUUGAAGAAUGAAAUGUUCGUCACAGAAUCAAAGAGACGAAUGAUUGCAAACGAAACAGCGGUGGAGGAGAUUGUUCGCGAACGAAGUAUCAAUCUAUUCAAGAAUAAAUGUCGGCUUUUUCGUAUACCACCUAAUUUCCGAGAUAAUAACGCAGAGAUACAAAGUAAAACAGAAUUAAAAGUUGCGAAUGCAGCUACUACAAACGUAACAUCAUUGACACAGGGCAACAAAAAGUCAGAGGAAACAACAUCUGUUGAAUUUGCCGAACCAUCACAUGAGAAUGACAAAGAAAUCAGCAGACGGAAAUUUAAAAAGUGGACAAAAGAAGAUGAAGAAACACUUAGAAGAGCGGUGGACAAUCACGGUAAAGAUUGGGAAAAAAUUUCAGAGAAUUAUUUUGACUCCGGGCGAUCACCAGCAUCAAUUUACGAAAAAUUCUGCAAGGGCCUCAAAGGUUCAAAUUUGACGUAUAUAAAAUGGACACCCGAAGAGGACCAAAAAUUGGAGGAAGGCGUUGCAAAACUUGGCGUGGGAAAUUGGCAAGAUAUCCGAAAAGAAUUCCUACCCAAUAGGAACGGACAACAGAUUCUAGGUCGGUGGAAAAUUAUCUCAUCAACAAAACGGGGCAAUUGGACCCCAGAAGAGGACGAAGCACUACAAGAAUUUGUCAGAAAGAACGGGUGCAAGUGGAGUUUGGCGUCUAAGGUUUUUAAACGUCCUUAUCUUCGUAUUUUUGAACGAUGGGAUCGAUAUCUGGCACCUGGUCUAAAGAGAGGCACAUGGACCGAAGAAGAAUUAGAAAUAUUAAGGAAUUCCAUAAAGAAAUUUGGCAAAGAUUGGGAUAAGAUUAAAGAAGCGUUACCACAUAGAUCUCUUUAUUUUAUUAAACAAAAGUAUCGAAAUUCACCUUCUGUUCGACCAGAAUUCAAGAAAGGAACCUGGGGUGUAGAUGAAGAAUUGGCCCUUGUCGAAGCUGUAAAGAAAUGUGGAAAGCGAUGGAAUGACGUGUCAAACAUGAUUGGCACUAGAAGUCCCGAUCAAUGUUGUUCUUAUUAUUGUAAAACUCUAUUGUCGAAACUUUCUUUAUUUACAUUCUCCCUUUAUUAUGGUCAUAAACACAUCAAGGGAAAAGAGAGAAAUGGGAGGAGAGGAACAGGAGAAGAUUCAUCAAAGUAUCAUUGA
Molecule: messenger RNA, 1242 nt
Organism: Ambispora leptoticha
Lineage: Eukaryota; Fungi; Glomeromycota; Glomeromycetes; Archaeosporales; Ambisporaceae
Source: the annotation of a GenBank genome assembly